CCAAAUUGAUGACCUCAUUGCGUGCAUAACCAGAAGACAAUGGUAAUACGUCUAGUAAGCUGAAUAUGGCUAUAAAGCCCAGCUGUUUGAGUGUGGUUUCUCCACUAAAAAGCUAGUAAUAAGCUGAAAGAACAUCAACAAUGGCAGAAGCCAAAAAGAGGUAUGCAGUUGUCACAGGGGCUAAUAAAGGAGUUGGGUUCGGAGUAGUAAGACAAUUGGCUUCAAAUGGGAUCAUGACAGUGUUAACAGCGAGAGAUGAAAAGAGGGGUCUUGAAGCUGUUGAAAAAUUGAAAGAGUCCGGCCUCUCUGAGCUUGUGGUAUUUCAUCAGCUUGAUGUGACAAACCCAGAUAGCAUUGCUUCCCUUGCACAUUUUGUCGAAACCCAAUUUGGGAAACUAGAUAUCUUGGUAAACAAUGCAGGAGUGGUUGGAUGCAUACUAAACCCUGAAGCUUUUAGAGAAGCAUCCGGUAAGAAGCUUGAAGAAGUCGAUUGGAAUGAACUCUCAACACCAAACCAGGAGUUAUCGGAAGAAUGCCUGAAAACAAACUAUUAUGGCACGAAAGGAAUCACAGAGGCACUUUUGCCCCUCCUCAAGCUGUCCGAUUCACCAAGACUAGUUAUUGUUUCCUCGAGUGUUUCUAAGUUAUCAGAUUUUCCAGAUGGAUGGCCUAAAGAUGUAUUAAGUAAUGCUGAGACCCUAACAGAACAGAGAAUAGAUGCAGUACUGAGUCAGUCACUAGAAGAUCUCAAACAAGGUUUGGUGGAAACCAAAGGCUGGCCUCGACACUUUUCAGCCUAUUCAGUCUCAAAAGCUGCCUUGAAUGCAUACACUAGAAUUCUUGCAAAGAAAUAUCCAAGUUUCUACAUCAAUUGUGUCUGCCCUGGUUACACCAAAACAGAUUUCAACUGCAAUUCUGGCUUCUUAACCAUCGACGAAGGUGCUGAAAGCAUUGUCAGGCUGGCGCUGCUCCCCAAUGACAGUCCUACUGGCCAGUUCUUCAUACGGAAGGAACCGUCACCAUUAACAUCAACAAUGGCAGAAGCCAAAAAGAGGUAUGCAGUUGUCACAGGGGCUAAUAAAGGAGUUGGGUUCGGAGUAGUAAGACAAUUGGCUUCAAAUGGGAUCAUGACAGUGUUAACAGCGAGAGAUGAAAAGAGGGGUCUUGAAGCUGUUGAAAAAUUGAAAGAGUCCGGCCUCUCUGAGCUUGUGGUAUUUCAUCAGCUUGAUGUGACAAACCCAGAUAGCAUUGCUUCCCUUGCACAUUUUGUCGAAACCCAAUUUGGGAAACUAGAUAUCUUGGUAAACAAUGCAGGAGUGAUUGGAUGCAUACUAAACCCUGAAGCUUUUAGAGAAGUAUCCAGUAAGAAGCUUGAAGAAGUCGAUUGGAAUGAACUCUCAACACCAAACCAUGAGUUAUCGGAAGAAUGCCUGAAAACAAACUACUAUGGCACGAAAGGAGUCACAGAGGCACUUUUGCCCCUCCUCAAGCUGUCCGAUUCACCAAGACUAGUUAUUGUUUCCUCGAGUGUUUCUAAGUUAUCAGAUUUUCCAGAUGGAUGGCCUAAAGAUGUAUUAAGUAAUGCUGAGACCCUAACAGAACAGAGAAUAGAUACAGUACUGAGUCAGUUACUAGAAGAUCUCAAACAAGGUUUGGUGGAAACCAAAGGCUGGCCUCAAAACUUUUCAGCCUAUUCAGUCUCAAAAGCUGCCUUGAAUGCAUACACUAGAAUUCUUGCAAAGAAAUAUCCAAGUUUCUACAUCAAUUGUGUCUGCCCUGGUUACACCAAAACAGAUAUGAACUGCAAUUCUGGCAUCUUAACCAUCGACGAAGGUGCUGAAAGCAUUGUCAGGCUGGCGCUGCUCCCCAAUGACAGUCCUACUGGCCAGUUCUUCAUACGGAAGGAACGGUCACCAUUUUAAGCAUAUAAAUUUAUAGAGGCCCUUUCUGCUUUCAUGAAUAACGAUCCUACUUAUGAUCAUUUACAAACUAUUUGCAUUGGACUAUCCACUUUUAUGAGACUACUUGAAAAUUGAGAUAUAUAGGUUGAGGUUGAGACUUGAGAGACUUACGUUUCUGGACUUGGUCUUUGUAAUUUGUUUCCCUUAUUGUUGGAGUCAUUGUGUAAUAUGUGUUCA
This is a messenger RNA of Rosa chinensis, 2138 nucleotides long. Its product is annotated as salutaridine reductase-like. Lineage: Eukaryota; Viridiplantae; Streptophyta; Magnoliopsida; Rosales; Rosaceae. Gene Ontology annotation, molecular function: oxidoreductase activity, acting on the CH-OH group of donors, NAD or NADP as acceptor. Gene Ontology annotation, cellular component: membrane. Bases 141 to 1922 code for a protein of 593 amino acids. The transcript is spliced from 10 exons. The record is from RefSeq and is a predicted model, not a curated record.